This is a messenger RNA of Staurois parvus, 4293 nucleotides long. The record is from the annotation of a GenBank genome assembly. Lineage: Eukaryota; Metazoa; Chordata; Amphibia; Anura; Ranidae.
AUGAGGCUUCAAGCUGCUUCAUUGAAAGCCAUACAGGAGAUCGCUGCUGGUCACCGCCCUCACUGCAGAACAUACCUGAUUGACGGUUCAGUUUUUAUUUCUGCCCCCCCCUCCUACUACCGCUGCCCAACACUGUGUUUUUCUCACUGCCCAGCCCCUCCCUCCAUCCUCCGCACCAAUCGGAGAAGAGGGGAGAGAGGCUGGAUAUGCUCUGCCUCCCCCUGUGCCCGCCGACACUCCCCCCCCCCCUUCCUCCCCCCCCCCCCCCCCUUCCUUCCCCCCCCCCCCCUUCCCCCCCCACCCCCCCCCCCCCCCCCCCCCCCCCCCCCCCCCCCCCCCCCCCCCCCCCCCCCCCCCCCCCCCCCCCCCCCCCCCCCCCCCCCCCCCCCCCCCCCCCCCCCCCCCCCCCCCCCCCCCCCCCCCCCCCCCCCCCCCCCCCCCCCCCCCCCCCCCCCCCCCCUUCCCCCCCCCCCCCCCCCCCCCCCCCCCCCCCCCCCCCCCCCCCCCCCCCCCCCCCCCCCCCCCCCCCCCCCCCCCCCCCCCCCCCCCCCCCCCCCCCCCCCCCCCCCCCCCCCCCCCCCCCCCCCCCCCCCCCCCCCCCCCCCCCCCCCCCCCCCCCCCCCCCCCCCCCCCCCCCCCCCCCCCCCCCCCCCCCCCCCCCCCCCCCCCCACCCCCCCCCCCCCCCCCCCCCCCCCCCCCCCCCCCCCCCCCCCCCCCCCCCCCCCCCCCCCCCCCCCCCUCCCCCCCCCCCCCCCCCCCCCCCCCCCCCCCCCCCCCCCCCCCCCCCCCCCCCCCCCCCCCCCCCCCCCCCCCCCCCCCCCCCCCCCCCCCCCCCCCCCCCCCCCCCCCCCCCCCCCCCCCCCCCCCCCCCCCCCCCCCCCCCCCCCCCCCCCCCCCCCCCCCCCCCCCCCCCCCCCCCCCCCCCCCCCCCCCCCCCCCCCCCCCCCCCCCCCCCCCCCCCCCCCCCCCCCCCCCCCCCCCCCCCCCCCCCCCCCCCCCCCCCCCCCCCCCCCCCCCCCCCCCCCCCCCCCCCCCCCCCCCCCCCCCCCCCCCCCCCCCCCCCCCCCCCCCCCCCCCCCCUCCCCCCCCCCCCCCCCCCCCCCCCCCCCCCCCCCCCCCCCCCCCCCCCCCCCCCCCCCCCCCCCCCCCCCCCCCCCCCCCCCCCCCCCCCCCCCCCCCCCCCCCCCCCCCCCCCCCCCCCCCCCCCCCCCCCCCCCCCCCCCCCCCCCCCCCCCCCCCCCCCCCCCCCCCCCCCCCCCCCCCCCCCCCCCCCCCCCCCCCCCCCCCCCCCCCCCCCCCCCCCCCCCCCCACCCCCCCCCCCCCCCCCCCCCCCCCCCCCCCCCCCCCCCCCCCCCCCCCCCCCCCCCCCCCCCCCCCCCCCCCCCCCCCCCCCCCCCCCCCCCCCCCCCCCCCCCCCCCCCCCCCCCCCCCCCCCCCCCCCCCCCCCCCCCCCCCCCCCCCCCCCCCCCCCCCCCCCCCCCCCCCCCCCCCCCCCCCCCCCCCCCCCCCCCCCCCCCCCCCCCCCCCCCCCCCCCCCCCCCCCCCCCCCCCCCCCCCCCCCCCCCCCCCCCCCCCCCCCCCCCCCCCCCCCCCCCCCCCCCCCCCCCCCCCCCCCCCCCCCCCCCCCCCCCCCCCCCCCCCCCCCCCCCCCCCCCCCCCCCCCCCCCCCCCCCCCCCCCCCCCCCCCCCCCCCCCCCCCCCCCCCCCCCCCCCCCCCCCCCCCCCCCCCCCCCCCCCCCCCCCCCCCCCCCCCCCCCCCCCCCCCCCCCCCCCCCCCCCCCCCCCCCCCCCCCCCCCCCCCCACCCCCCCCCCCCCCCCCCCCCCCCCCCCCCCCCCCCCCCCCCCCCCCCCCCCCCCCCCCCCCCCCCCCCCCCCCCCCCCCCCCCCCCCCCCCCCCCCCCCCCCCCCCCCCCCCCCCCCCCCCCCCCCCCCCCCCCCCCCCCCCCCCCCCCCCCCCCCCCCCCCCCCCCCCCCCCCCCCCCCCCCCCCCCCCCCCCCCCCCCCCCCCCCCCCCCCCCCCCCCCCCCCCCCCCCCCCCCCCCCCCCCCCCCCCCCCCCCCCCCCCCCCCCCCCCCCCCCCCCCCCCCCCCCCCCCCCCCCCCCCCCCCCCCCCCCCCCCCCCCCCCCCCCCCCCCCCCCCCCCCCCCCCCCCCCCCCCCCCCCCCCCCCCCCCCCCCCCCCCCCCCCCCCCCCCCCCCCCCCCCCCCCCCCCCCCCCCCCCCCCCCCCCCCCCCCCCCCCCCCCCCCCCCCCCCCCCCCCCCCCCCCCCCCCCCCCCCCCCCCCCCCCCCCCCCCCCCCCCCCCCCCCCCCCCCCCCCCCCCCCCCCCCCCCCCCCCCCCCCCCCCCCCCCCCCCCCCCCCCCCCCCCCCCCCCCCCCCCCCCCCCCCCCCCCCCCCCCCCCCCCCCCCCCCCCCCCCCCCCCCCCCCCCCCCCCCCCCCCCCCCCCCCCCCCCCCCCCCCCCCCCCCCCCCCCCCCCCCCCCCCCCCCCCCCCCCCCCCCCCCCCCCCCCCCCCCCCCCCCCCCCCCCCCCCCCCCCCCCCCCCCCCCCCCCCCCCCCCCCCCCACCCCCCCCCCCCCCCCCCCCCCCCCCCCCCCCCCCCCCCCCCCCCCCCCCCCCCCCCCCCCCCCCCCCUCCCCCCCCCCCCCCCCCCCCCCCCCCCCCCCCCCCCCCCCCCCCCCCCCCCCCCCCCCCCCCCCCCCCCCCCCCCCCCCCCUCCCCCCCCCCCCCCCCCCCCCCCCCCCCCCCCCCCCCCCCCCCCCCCCCCCCCCCCCCCCCCCCCCCCCCCCCCCCCCCCCCCCCCCCCCCCCCCCCCCCCCCCCCCCCCCCCCCCCCCCCCCCCCCCCCCCCCCCCCCCCCCCCCCCCCCCCCCCCCCCCCCCCCCCCCCCCCCCCCCCCCCCCCCCCCCCCCCCCCCCCCCCCCCCCCCCCCCCCCCCCCCCCCCCCCCCCCCCCCCCCCCCCCCCCCCCCCCCCCCCCCCCCCCCCCCCCCCCCCCCCCCCCCCCCCCCCCCCCCCCCCCCCCCCCCCCCCCCCCCCCCCCCCCCCCCCCCCCCCCCCCCCCCCCCCCCCCCCCCCCCCCCCCCCCCCCCCCCCCCCCCCCCCCCCCCCCCCCCCCCCCCCCCCCCCCCCCCCCCCCCCCCCCCCCCCCCCCCCCCCCCCCCCCCCCCCCCCCCCCCCCCCCCCCCCCCCCCCCCCCCCCCCCCCCCCCCCCCCCCCCCCCCCCCCCCCCCCCCCCCCCCCCCCCCCCCCCCCCCCCCCCCCCCCCCCCCCCCCCCCCCCCCCCCCCCCCCCCCCCCCCCCCCCCCCCCCCCCCCCCCCCCCCCCCCCCCCCCCCCCCCCCCCCCCCCCCCCCCCCCCCCCCCCCCCCCCCCCCCCCCCCCCCCCCCCCCCCCCCCCCCCCCCCCCCCCCCCCCCCCCCCCCCCCCCCCCCCCCCCCCCCCCCCCCCCCCCCCCCCCCCCCCCCCCCCCCCCCCCCCCCCCCCCCCCCCCCCCCCCCCCCCCCCCCCCCCCCCCCCCCCCCCCCCCCCCCCCCCUCCCCCCCCCCCCCCCCCCCCCCCCCCCCCCCCCCCCCCCCCCCCCCCCCCCCCCCUCCCCCCCCCCCACCCCCCCCCCCCCCCCCCCCCCCCCCCCCUCCCCCCCCCCCCCCCCCCCUCCCCCCCCCCCCCCCCCCCCCCCCCCCCCCCCCCCCCCCCCCCCCCCCCCCCCCCCCCCCCCCCCCCCCCCCCCCCCCCCCCCCCCCCCCCCCCCCCCCCCCCCCCCCCCCCCCCCCCCCCCCCCCAGCCCCCCCCCCCCCCCCCCCCCCCCCCCCCCCCCCCCCCCCCCCCCCCCCCCCCCCCCCCCCCCCCCCCCCCCCCCCCCCCCCCCCCCCCCCCCCCCCCCCCCCCCCCCCCCUCCCCCCCCCCCCCCCCCCCCCCCCCCCCCCCCCCCCCCCCCCCCCCCCCCCCCCCCCCCCCCCCCCCCCCCCCAGAGGAAAAGUUGGUAAGGGAAGUGAUAAAAAUGCAGCUCAGCUGCAAGCUGAACCCCCUCCAGAAAAAAUAUUAUCUACAGCCCUGCAUUGGACUACUAAUCUUUUUUUUUUAAAUGUCCAUAUAUAUUUUAUGUACAUCUAUAUAUGUUUGGAAUUUAUUAAGACCUUGGAGCAAAUGUCAACCCCCCCUGAUCCAGGACUUUUAAUUCAUCCCUCUCCAAGACGGCAUAACUCAAAUUGUAAAUUUCCUGUCCUAAAACAUUCAUCUGUUUCUGAACCCAUGCUCUUGCCCUGCACUCCUCCUCUUAUUUUGAGUCCGUGA